Camelina sativa (false flax) is the source of this 1361-nucleotide messenger RNA. RefSeq lists its product as uncharacterized. Lineage: Eukaryota; Viridiplantae; Streptophyta; Magnoliopsida; Brassicales; Brassicaceae. The record is from RefSeq and is a predicted model, not a curated record.
CGCCUCCACAUAAACAAAAAAAAAAAAGCUUCCUUCGCAAAAACAUAAAAAUGAUAGGGAUUCAGAAUUGAGAUAGAAACUGAUAAGCCAUUCAAUUUAUUGGUGGCUUCAAAUUCACCUGCACACGUGUAUCUAUAUAGCUGCUGCUUAUCUGAGUCUUCACCGGCGUUUAAAAACCCAAAUUUCUCAUAUCUGAAUCUGGGUUUCUCAAAAGGGUCUUGUGCAACUGAUCCUGCUAAUGAUUAGGAGAUUCUUGGUUUGCAAGAUGGAGCUUCUGACCUCUUAAAGUGUCUUGAGAUGGGAUUAGGAUUAGGGCAUUUUCUUCAUUGAUAUGGUUAAGAAAUGUUAGCUGCGUAUCCUUCGGGAACUAUCAACAAAUUCCAUUUUCCUUUCUGCGAUUUCAAAACCACGGUUUUUGGUCCUUUGAUUAGCUCUUCUGUCUCUCCAAAAUCAAGAGUUCCUUGGAGCAAUGUAGAGUGUCAUCAUUCAUCUUUCUCACCAAAAGGCCAAAUUCAUCAUCCAAGGAAAUGGAUGAUAUGUCGCUCCCGCAACAACUCGGAUGAUGAGUACCGUUCAUCACGUAACAUAGCUAUAAGUCUUUUAAGACGUUACAGGACCGUGAUUGAACGCGGUGAAGGAGAAACCUUAAAAGAAUUCAUUUCGGCUGGUGUGAAUGCAUACGCGCUCGGCUGCACAGAUGAAGAUUUGAGAAAAGAACUAAUUGCUAUGAAAGAAUCUGGCUUAGAGAUCGGACGACUGGAGAGUUACCAUGGAAGCACACAGACUAAAUCCAAGAUUUCGCUGUCCGAGGUAGACGAAUGCAUAUUGUGGCUUAGCAUUGUAUUCAUCACGAUCUUGUGUACGCCACAACCAACGGUUGUGAGAUGGUCAUCGACUCCUUCGGUUUCAGAUGAAAUUCUAACCAAAUGGAGAGGCUUUUGCGCAGUUAUAGCCAAUGCAUACUAUAUUAGAGGAAUGGCAUGGCUGCCGGUGAAGACUCUUCAGUUAGAGCAGAUGGCUGUUACGGGACAAACAGAGGAGCCAUCGGUUGUGGCCAGCCGAAUGCGGCUGGUCUUCAGCACCCUCGAGGUCGUGAGUCCUCAAUGGCCACGGGUUUAAAUAUGAUGUUCUGCAUAUUGCAAUAGUUUAAGUGAUAAGGUAUAUAUAUCUUUAUUUUGUUCUUGGAAUCUUCUUUUCGCCAAAAUUUUAUAUCGUUUUAUCAAAAUCGAUAUGUAAAUUGUUGUAGGAUACUUCAUAUAGUUAAACCUCAGAUUUACGAUAUUGUAAUUUCUCUCUCUCUCUCUCCCGCUCUAAACAUGAUGUUCUACUUCACUUAGAAAAUAUUUAUUUCAAUUUUGUUA